Molecule: messenger RNA, 1139 nt
Organism: Lemur catta (Ring-tailed lemur)
Lineage: Eukaryota; Metazoa; Chordata; Mammalia; Primates; Lemuridae
Product: dnaJ homolog subfamily C member 30, mitochondrial-like
Exons: 2
Coding region: 1-681 (226 amino acids)
Source: RefSeq, a predicted model, not a curated record
AUGGAAGUGCAAAGAGGUUUGAGGCGGUCGCGGUUGUUACUGUGGAGGUUGUGGCCGGCCUGGAGCUUUACACGACAUUCGGCGUCGGGCCCGGGCCUGGGCGCGAGGACUUACUCCCGGGGCGACGGCCAGUACUCGCGCACGGCGCUCUACGACCUGCUGGACGUCCCCACCACGGCCACGCAGGCGCAGAUCAAGGCCGCCUACUACCGGCAGAGCUUCCUCUACCACCCGGACCGCAACGCGGGGAGCGCCCAGGCCGCCGAGCGCUUCACGCGCAUCUCCCAGGCCUACGUGGUGCUGGGCAGUGCCACCCUCCGUCGCAAGUAUGACCGCGGUCUGCUCAGCGACGAGGACCUGCGCGGACCCGGCGUCCGGCCCUCCAGGCCGCCCACCGCGGACGCCGGCCCUCCCCGCCCCCCGCCGGCCGCCUCUCGGGCCCAAGACGGCGGUCGGGGCGCGCCGGGCGCCAACUGCACCAUGUUCAACUUCGACGCCUUCUACCAGGCGCACUACGGGGAACAGCUGGAGCGCGAGCGGCGCCUGCGGGCCCGGCGGGAGGCCCUUCGCAAGCAGCAGGAGGACCGGGCCAAGAAAGGCUUCCGGUGGGACGAGGUCCGAGACACUGCUUUCAUUGUCGUUCUCCUCACCAUCUUCGCUGUCGUCGGCUUCCGUAUUUAAUCGGAGAGAGGAGGGAAGGGGAGCUGCCCCAGCCAGCCCCGAGUAAACGGCCUUUCCUGUCUUCUGAACCCUGGGCCUGCCUCUGUCUACCUCUGCUGGGGUCUGAAGGAACUCCCUGCCCUCCCGACCUGCCCCGCUUAGCCGGUGACCUGCACGUCCCUCCCCUGCGCUCCAGAAAAGGCGGCUUUGUGAUGCCUAAGAAAGAGGCCCCAAGAUGAAGAGUCCCGAAAGCCCAGGAGUGAAGGGUUUUCUGGAAUCCCUUGGGUGCCUGCUUCCAGAGGUCGCCUUCCUGAUGUUGUCGACUUCUGGAACACUUGCUCUGGCUUUAUUGUAAAGCCCUGAGCAAGAUUUAUCUGCUCCUGUCCCACAUUUGUACUUUGGGGCUCCUCUGUAACCUUGAAACGUGCAAUGUGACCAAUUGUUGGCUGCCAAAAGAAAAAGUCUGGGGUUGUACGAAA